AUGAUGAUGAUGAUGAUGAUGAUGAUGAUGAAAAUAAAAUGUAUAUAAAAUAUUUUUUUUGGUUUGGUUUCUUAUUUAUACCUAUUUGGUGGUUUGGUAGUUUUUAUAAACCUAAUGGUACUGAAGAUUAUAAAUGGAGAAAACGUUGUAGAAUGGCUAGUAUAUGGGUUGUUGUUGCUUCGGCUAUUAUACUUAUUAUUUUUCUUAUAAUUGAACAAAGACACAAAGCUGGUAUGUAAAAAGCUGAUAUAAUACGUAAAGGGUCUUAAAGGCUGAUACGUUUAAAGGCUUGAUACGUAAGGCUGGAAUACAAUAAUACAUACGUGAAUAUGGUAAGUAAAAGCUGUUAAAAAGCUGUUAUGUAAUUUAUGUAAUUGAUGUGUUGCACCACAUUUAAAAAAAAUAAUUUUCAUUUUUAGACGCGUACUCGCGUAGACACGA
Molecule: messenger RNA, 441 nt
Organism: Rhizophagus irregularis DAOM 181602=DAOM 197198
Lineage: Eukaryota; Fungi; Glomeromycota; Glomeromycetes; Glomerales; Glomeraceae
Source: RefSeq, a predicted model, not a curated record